This is a messenger RNA of Penicillium olsonii, 1815 nucleotides long. The record is from the annotation of a GenBank genome assembly. NCBI's taxonomy places the organism in Eukaryota, Fungi, Ascomycota, Eurotiomycetes, Eurotiales, Aspergillaceae.
AUGAACAGUGUCGGAACGGAUGAGGAUGGAAAUCAAUGGCAACAGAUCGUCUGGUACGAUUCCGGCAUUGGUACGACCUCCCUCGCCUUGGGUAAAAAAAUCCAGGGCGCGAUCGGUCAAGGAUUGGAAGGCAACAUUGUGGAGGCGUACAACUUCUGUGUCUUGAACUAUAACCCCGGUGAUCAGAUCAUGUGCUUUGGUUUCUCAAGAGGCGCAUUCACAGCCCGUGCUAUCGCUGGACUUAUCUCGGACAUUGGAAUCUGCAACAAGCAUGAAUUGAAUCGCUUCCCAGACCUAUGGAAGGUUUAUAAGAAGAAUAAGCCCGGUCAGAGAUUUUAUUGCAGCGACCUCUGGUUCGAGUGGAUGGAAGGCAAAGCCGACGAGAAACAGGGCGCGAAAGGUGACGAAUUCAAAUUUUCGAAGCUCGGGCAAGGUGAUUGGGCUCAGGAAGGAUCAAGGAGCGUCGAGGUGGUUGGGGUUUAUGACACGGUCGGCAGCAUUGGGAUGCCGGCAAUCCUGGGAAUGAAACUCCCAUCAUGGCUUACAUGGUGGUCUGAUCAGAGUGGAUGGGAAAAUGUUGAUCUUUCGGCCAAUAUCAAACAUGCAUACCACGCUCUGGCUCUUGACGAGCACCGAGACUCAUUCGCACCUACCUUAUGGUACUUGCCCCGGUUCGGAAACGUGACCGCCGAACAAGUCGAAAGUCAAAAGAAAGUCUUGGAGAAAAAAGCAUUAGAAUGGCAAGAGAUUCUGGAAGGUGCAAUCAAGCUCAAGAAAAGUGGCAAGGCCAGCGACGAGGAUAUCAAUAGCGCCGCUCGCCGUCUCAACCGAACUGCCAAAAUUUUGAACGAAGAAUCCCGGAAAUUUGUCAAAAUGGAGGAUGACUGCAAGCACCAAGAGCAUCCUCGAACGUUGAAACAAGUGUGGUUUCCUGGCUAUCACGUCAAUAUCGGUGGAGGCUCCGAUGACAGCCUCCAGAAUGAAGGUGAUAUGGAAGAGAUGUCCAGUAUCACCUUUGCUUGGAUGCUGGACCAGAUCAAGCCUCACCUCUCCCUUGACGAAGAGUACCUCGUGAAAGAAAGGACUGACAUGGAGUUCUAUAUCUCUGAGCUUGGUGAAAGCAUGCAAGAAAAAGGAAAAUCCUGGGUCCAAAACACAGUGUCAACCUUGAAGAGCACUUUCAAAUCGGCUGUCCCGACUGCGAUCAGAUCACGUUCCUAUGGCUGGGGAACCGGCGAGCUUGACGAUAGCUUCACACCAUUCUUCUACCUCAAUGGAUCCAAAAGACGAACCCCGGGCUACGAUCUCCGCGACCCAGAUGGCAAGCUGCUUGGGGACACCUGUGAGUUCGUCCACCCGGUGGUGGGAUUCCGAAAGCAAGAGAUCCCAUCUUACACACCUCUCGGCUCUGGUACCAAGUACGAGCGUCGCAAGAUUGUCAACGAGACCGGUUGCCCCUCUUACGAAUAUACUCUGGGCGGCUCUCGCAAACCGUUGCCUGAAUGGCGCUUAGGAGGGCUGGAUUCCUACGAGAGAUUGUUCAUUGCCAGCAAAGCCGCAUACGAUUAUGUUGAUGAGUUGGAUUUGUAUUUGAAGACCGGGGUCAAGACACCUCGUCGAUCGGUGUGGGGCGUUCGCGAUAUUGAUCUUGGGAUCGGAUUACCUCAAAUCCCGGCCGUUAAUGAUCAGCACUCAGACCACAAUGGGUCUUCAUUGGAUGCUGAAGAAGAGGCUCGGUUGAAGGGGCUCCAGGAUAAACGUGCGGAAUGGGCUGCCUCGGAGACGGCGUUGGACGAGCAAGUGAUUCACGUGUGA